AUGUCGACAAAACCGACUUUUGCAAAGACCACCCCGAAUGGUGCACGCCGCGCUGGCGUUGCAAACGAUGGGCAAAAACUCGCGCGAUUAUGUGCUCGUUCUUCUUCUUUUUCUUCUUCUCAAAGUAAAUGCAGAGGGAAAAGAUGCACGAGCGGAACGUGCUGCACUAAAGCGUCGUCGUCGUCAAAAGAUGAAGCGUCUUCAACAAACGUCCGAUACGAAGGCAUCGCGCUCCCGACGUUAUUAAACAACAUCCCACACACGAGAGAAAUCCGACGUUUUUUUUACGACGACGCCACGGAGAGCGUUUUGAGAGCGAUUAAAGAUGACAGAAAUGUGCGCAUGAAAGUCUUUACUGAAUUCCCGGAGAUGAACGUGGAAGGGGACGUGUUUCGAGCGGGAACGUUGCUGGAGAUGGUGCGAACGAUGGCGACGGAAUUAGCGAGGAUGGAGAGGAAAGACGGGAGUGGUGGGAAGCAGAGGGUGAAACUGUGCGUCCAAGGGAGCAUGGGGACUGGCGUCUUUCAAGGCUUGCCGCUGGCGCUGAGCGGGAUAUCUCGCUUGAUCGAUUUGAUGGAUUGGGAAGAAGACGUGGCGGAGAGAAUUAGCAACGGGGCGAUUGGGAAAGACCACGCGAAAGACGACGAGGACGUGUUUAUACUCAUUUGCCCGCAGAAUAUCGUCGGGUAUAGCAUAUUACCGUACAUGGAAGAAAUGAUGGAAGUCGCGGGUAAUCGACCGAUGAUUUUGUUAAAUCCAAAGCUCGGCGACAUUCAAAGCGCCGGGAACGUCAUGUCCAUUCGAGGCAGGCAAGGACGAAUGGAAUUUGCCAACAGUUGGGAAGAAAUAUACCAUUUCCGCUUGCUCUACCGCAAACCGUUCUUUUUCCCGAUAUACGGCGCGCUCCGGAAAAGCUAUUCGAGCGCGGAAGAAGACGAUACGUGGGAAUUGUACAAACGAUUCGGCAAAAUGGACGACGAGUAUUAUCAGUUGAUGGAGGUGUAUAAGAAAGAACCGAAUCCAGACCAGAUGACCAAAGUUAUUUGGGGGAAGCGGUAA
This is a messenger RNA of Bathycoccus prasinos, 1059 nucleotides long. RefSeq lists its product with no specific name. NCBI's taxonomy places the organism in Eukaryota, Viridiplantae, Chlorophyta, Mamiellophyceae, Mamiellales, Bathycoccaceae. Bases 1 to 1059 code for a protein of 352 amino acids. The transcript has a single exon. The record is from RefSeq and is a predicted model, not a curated record.